UAAAGGAAAGUAAUGAAACAGAACUCAAAUUCAGGCCAAGUUAAGCGUAGAGUGGAUAUAGCUCUAUUCAAGCAAAGCAGUUUAUUCGCCACAGUUGCAGCAACUGUAUCAUACGACCAGUGGUAGUAAUGAGGCAUUUUUAUGUGAUUGCCACGUUUUGGUUCUACAGCAUCCUCUUGGGAACCAGCGUUACCGGUGAAUAUUAUACUUCCACCGAGCGGAUGCGGCAACUAAUCAAGCUAGAGGAAUCUCUGACAAACCAUCUCAGCAGAUACAUAGAGAAUUACGCGAACGAUUCGCGGGCACUGCAGCGUCAACGUGAUGAGCUAGGAAGGCAGCUGAAAGAAGCCUCGGCGCACGAUCUAUUGUACGUAUCGCAUCCAGUCACUGCAUUUCUGCUGAUAAAUCGACUUCUCACAGAUUGGCAGAAGAUUGGGGCAUACAUUGGCCUGGACGUCCGGCAGUACGCGUUUGAGAACAUUCAAAUGCCCACGGCCGACGAUGUUAGUGGUGUAAUGGAAGCCCUGGUUCGACUACAGCAUUUGUAUCAAAUCGUACCGAACAAAUGUUCACGAGACAUCGGCAUAGAUUUACCGUUCGAUCAAGCGUUAGGUGCCCUUGAAUGUUAUCAAAUUGCUGAUCAUUUGAUGGCCGAUGGAUUCAAUUCCCAAUCAAUUCGCUGGUUUCAAGAGGCAUUGCAUCUGUGGAGUAUGGAUUAUGCUGGACUAACGAAAAUCGAUGUCAUUAACGAGCUCGUCAAGGCGCUUUCCAAUGAAAAGCGAUAUACCGAGGCAUUGAAGUUGACGGAUGAAGUGCUACAAGAGCAACCGGACAAUCCAGUGGCACUGUCAAAUAGAAUAUUGCUAGAAAAUGCAACUGCUUCAGAGCUGUUGAGUGAUAAUGAGGGACGAACAACAGGAACUCCCGAGUACAGCGAAUAUGAAAUGCUUUGCCGCGCAGACAUUGAGCGACCUGCCAGUGUGCUGAAAACGUUAUACUGUUUCUACGAGCACAGCCGUAAUCCUUUCCUUAGGAUUGCUCCACUGAAGGUAGAGCAAAUAAGUCACGACCCGUUUAUGAUGGUCUAUCAUGAGAUAAUCUCAGAUAGAGAGAUCACCAAUGUACUGGAAGCGGCGCGACCUCGACUGAACAGAGCAUUGGUGUUUGAAGCUAACAAGUAUUCCGUUACACACUAUCGUACUAGCACCAACGCAUGGUUAGACGUGGAAAUGUUUUACACCCAUUUAAAGCCGAUUGUAAAGCGAAUUGAAGAUAUGACUGGUCUGACGAAAAGGUCUUACGAUCAACUACAGAUUGGAAACUAUGGAGUUGGUGGUCAUUAUUCAACGCAUUACGAUUACGAUAGGCCUGCAGAGGGGCAGGAGGCCUUCCCGACCCUAGGAAAGGGCAAUCGUAUCGCUACCGUAAUGUACUAUUUGAGCGAUGUUGACGUUGGAGGUGCUACCGUCUUCCCUGACAUCGGUGUUGGCGUGUUUCCACGAAAAGGAUCAGCCAUAUUUUGGUACAAUUUGUACCGGAACGGAACAUCGGAUCCACGAACUCUUCAUGCCGCAUGUCCAGUUAUGCUCGGUUCUAAAUGGGUUGCCAACCAAUGGAUCCACGAACGAGGCCAGGAGUUUAAACACCCGUGUGCACUAGACCCUAUGCUUUGAAUACAGUGCCCAACCAUGUUACGGAUAUCCGGUAUGGUACGCCAUUCUGUGCUCAGCACAUUAAUAAAUGAUAAGACAAUCAACUUCGCGAAACCGCAUUUACCUGAAUUUUUUUACCACCACCGAGAAUACCAUCGAUCUAUUGGGACAUUUUUUUAAAAUUUUUAUCAAUUUGUGUAUUUGUUGAUACACGUGUAUUUGAAGAAGUGACGAAAAGUAUACACGACGGUUUGGCGGCUGCAGAUCCUUUACAGAAGAAAGCGAUGGUACUGCAUGCAACCGGAAAUGUAACUUCAAACCCACAUCGACCUAUAGCUAGCCAAUGGAAUCAUGAAUAUGGAAAACAACUUUACGGUGUUGUGCGAUCUUCGAUUGUAAUACUGUUCCAUUGCUUCUUCUCUCUCAGCCCAUUGCAGUAUUGGCAAUGUUUCCUAUCAGUAAACAGUAAAUUAAAUGGCUUUCCAAUUACGCAAUCGUUUACGUCUGGCCGUUGUUAUCCACCAACCGUAUGGUUCGUAUCUGAUGAGAUAACGAAGUGGAACACACUUCGCACCCAGCUGCCACACCAAGUUCCGACCUUGGGGGUCUAUGAUUGACGGAUGUUGUACAGUGUGCGAAAGAAUAAGGAGAAAGCAAUAAGCAGCAUGUCAUCACACCAACCUCAACAGAUUUGAUAACGGUGCGUCAUUAGAACGUGACAUCGUGAUUUGCGGUCAGAUAUUUAUACCCUUCCCUUUUCUCCGGUUUCAUUGGCACCAUUAUUGAACGACUAUCAACAACCG
Anopheles darlingi is the source of this 2455-nucleotide messenger RNA. Its product is annotated as prolyl 4-hydroxylase subunit alpha-1-like. The transcript has 3 exons. The record is from RefSeq and is a predicted model, not a curated record. Gene Ontology annotation, molecular function: iron ion binding; protein binding; procollagen-proline 4-dioxygenase activity. NCBI's taxonomy places the organism in Eukaryota, Metazoa, Arthropoda, Insecta, Diptera, Culicidae. Bases 129 to 1673 code for a protein of 514 amino acids. Gene Ontology annotation, biological process: peptidyl-proline hydroxylation to 4-hydroxy-L-proline. Gene Ontology annotation, cellular component: endoplasmic reticulum.